AUGGCAUCCGGACGGUUCGGGAACAGAGAGUCUAUUUCAAAUGCUUUUCUUUCACCGAUCUCGAUAGCCUUGCCAAGUGUUUUGGGGACUCGUUUGAAGCUGGGAGAGCAUAGCAUGAGCAGCUUGUGUCUUGAAUGCGAGGACAUCCCCUCCCUGUCUGGAAAGAUAUCUGCGAGUGGGGGCUGUAGGUUCGAUUCCUGGUACGGCCAAUCUGGUGCUCCUGACCGAGUCGACUACGAGUCGGUAUUCGAGGAGGUCCCAGCUACGUUCACGGAGGCGGAACGCGCUACGUGGCUCAGCCAGCUCAAGGACGUUGCCGUCAGCAGUGAUGCCUUUUUCCCCUUCGUCAACAACAUCUACCGUGCAGCCCGCUCUGGCGCCAAGUACAUUGCUGCGCCUGGAGGCAGCCAGAACGACUCGGCCGUCUACGAGACCUCCAAAAAGCUGGGCAUCGUUUUCGUGGAGCAGAACAUCCGCCUCUUCCACCACUAA
Messenger RNA from Diaporthe amygdali, 492 nucleotides. RefSeq lists its product as uncharacterized. The transcript has 4 exons. The record is from RefSeq and is a predicted model, not a curated record. Gene Ontology annotation, cellular component: cytosol. NCBI's taxonomy places the organism in Eukaryota, Fungi, Ascomycota, Sordariomycetes, Diaporthales, Diaporthaceae. Bases 1 to 492 code for a protein of 163 amino acids. Gene Ontology annotation, molecular function: IMP cyclohydrolase activity; phosphoribosylaminoimidazolecarboxamide formyltransferase activity. Gene Ontology annotation, biological process: 'de novo' IMP biosynthetic process.